ACAGGAGAGGAGGGGAGAGAGACGUCGACAACUCGGGUGUCCUGAGGAGGCGGUUCAUGGGGAGUUCGAUUAUGAGGGGCAGGAUGCCACCGCGGGUGUCCUUGAGGGGCAGGAUGUUGUCAUGGGCGGUGGGUCCCCUAGUGGGGGCCGUGGCGACAGCGAGACCGCGGGUGAUGAGGGACAGGGUGCCGCAGUGUGCAGCAGAGGAGAGGGUGGACCCGGUGGAGAUUGGGAUACCGCGGGUGUCGGUGGAGACGAUGGACCGGACGGUGACGAUGACGACGACCACGGUCCGGAGGACGAUCCGUAUAGGCUCGCCUUGGUGUUGAGGGACCCCACAGUGCCUCCCAUGUGCCCUGACGGCACAUCGCACACUUUCUUCGACGCCGACGCUUUGGCGCAUGCGUUGACGGAUGACCCUUUCGCACACCUGAGCCGCAAGAGCGGCAAGCAGCGGGCCCCUGGGAGGGUAUAUUCACCGCCGCCGUUCACAGUGCAGAGCCCUCACUGGUCGGGUUCGUCGCUCAGCGACGUUAGAGGGAGGGAGUCCGGUGCGGGUGAGGUGGGGUCUGGCAGACGCAGCGACGACGGUAGAGAUAGUGCAGGAUCGAUGCCUCCACCGCCCGCACGGAUUCCGGAGGGCAGGGUCAACACCGGGGACCGGACGGUGGCACCCGGAGUUGCGCACAGUGGCGGAUCCCCGCCGCCAGUCCGAGGAGGUGUGGGUGGCGGAUGGUCAGCUGUUCAUCGGGUCGGGGACCGGUUGCGGGCGGAUUACGACGCCGGGAGGGGCAUCUUCACGGGACGUGCGCCUGUUCAGACGCAGGCUGCGGAGGGCGGGUCCGGACGUCCGAGCCUGCAGAUGGCAGGCCGCAUGCUUGGUUUGUCAUGAGCGGAGACGAGGAGGACAUUGGUCCUCGAGGCCCAGGGACAUCCACGGACAGGCUGCGGGGAGAGCAGUUCACAUCG
Molecule: messenger RNA, 969 nt
Organism: Chara braunii
Lineage: Eukaryota; Viridiplantae; Streptophyta; Charophyceae; Charales; Characeae
Source: the annotation of a GenBank genome assembly